UGGAGAGUCGCGUGGGAUUUUCUGCGUUAUCUCGUUCGAUAUUACCGAGUUAUUAAAAGUCGUCAAACCUCCUUUUUUUUUGUACCAACUGACAGCUGCGUUUUGUUUCUAAAAACUGGAAACGUUUAAAUGAGUUUCAAGCCAUGCCGGUGGAGUAAAGUGUGUUUAACGGGACCGUUGAGAGGAAACACCGACUAAUGCGCGAGCGCAAACAGACGUGGGUCCCGGUACUUAGCUUGUUUGGAGUUUGGUUUCAAGCUAGCACCUGUUCCGUUUUUGGGGGUUUUGAUGCAGCCGAAUUUGAGUCCAGGGGUUUUCUCCGCAAAUGACGUGGAAUAGCACGAUGAGCAGUGGCUACAGUAGCUUGGAGGAGGACUCUGAAGAGUACUUUUUCACGGCCAGGACUUCUUUCUUCAAAAAACCUUCGGGAAAAGUCACAGUGAACAAGGAUGUGGAGAAAGAGAGAGAGCUGCGGACGGAGUUCAGCAGGGAGGAGAUCAGGCAGAAGAUCGAGCAGUACAACACGCUGACCAAAGACCACCUUAAAAUGACACUCAAUCCUACUGGUGUGUACACCGGUUUCAUCAAGGUCCAGAUGGACCUGAGGAGGCCGGUGACGGUGCGGGGGGGUCAGAGAGGAGCAGGAGGAGCGCUGGUGGGGGAGGCCUUCUAUCUGCCCCGAGGAGUCACCAACACCCUCCACAUCAGCUCCAAUAACACAGUCAGACAGGUGAUCGUCGCCCUGCUGAGCAAGUUCACAGUCGCAGACAACCCGGCCAAAUACGCCUUGUACAAACGCUACCGCAGGGAGGAGCAGGUGUACGUGUGUAAGCUGGCGGAUGGCGAGCAGCCGUUGUUUCUUCGUCUGGUGGCGGGACCCGACGCCGACACGCUCAGCUUCGUGCUGAGAGAACAGAGUGGAGAAGUCAUGUGGGAUGCGUUCUCCAUCCCUGAGCUGCGUAACUUCCUGCGGAUCCUGGACAAGGAGGAGGACGAGCAGAGAGAGGCGGUGAUUCGUCGCUACAAUUCUUACCGCCAGAGACUGCAGGACGCGCUGCUGGAGAGGAGCAGAAUAGUGUCAAUUUUGACGAAGAGGGGGAUGUGAACGCAGAGUGAGAAGAGAGGAUGCUGCGCCCGGACGAAGGGAUGAUACAGACAGAUGAUAAACUGACGCACAGCGAAGGAUGAACGGACGAAAUUCAGAUGCUGGAGUUUGAUUCGGCCGGAAUAAAGACUUCAAACUGCUCGCACCAAAGAUUCACUUAAUCGUGCCAUAACCCUUCAUCCUCUCCCUCUUCUUCUUCACUCUGUCCCGCUGUCGCAUCAUUUAUCUGAUUCCCCUUUGUAUCCCUCUCAACUUGUGAAAGACUCGAGGCCAUAUGUUGAGUUUUAUUUAAGUUUCUUUGUUUUAAAGGUCUGUACAUAUAUUUUUUUUAUUUAUAUCGGUGAAACUUUUUAUUGUUUUAUUUUGUUUUCCUGAAACAAAAGAAAUAAGUCUUAUUUUUAGUACAGAGGCGGAGCACCAAUCUGGUCGUUGACACAGACACGGAGAAACGUUUGUUCAGACUGAUACUGGAAAUACACAACGUGAGCGUCACCUGCACGAGCGUCACCUGCACGAGCGUCACCUGUAGCUGCAGGACGAGCAGACGAGAGAGAAAGUAAAGAAGCUCCAUCGUCGUUGAUUUGUGCUUUUAUAUAAGUUGGGAAAUAUUUCUGCAGUGAGAAAGGAGUCUCGAGUGUGCCAGAGAAAACAUUUAAGACUUGUUUUUAUUUAUGUUUUUUUAUAUAUUAAUCAAAUUUGAGUUAUUUGACCUAAUCAUCUUAUAUCUCGUUAAGUUUUUACUGGAUAAAUAUGUGCUAUCCUCCAAUUCAAAUAAGCAGCAAAUAGUGCUUUUAGGUUUUUUUAUAUAUUUGCCUACAUUUAAUUUUAAUGAUCAACUAUAUUGCACAUCUUUUAUUUAAUUUUUUCUAUUAUUAUUAUUAUUAUUAUUAUUAUUAUUAUUAUUAGUGGCACACUUCAGACUCCAUGGAGAGUUGUCCUGGUUGUUGUAGACGAAGGUACAGAGAAAUAAAAAGGUGAACUUCAGGUGUAAUGUAGUGAAACACUAAAAUAACACGGAAGCUUGCGAGUGCAGUUUUGCUUGUACGGAUUGUGUCGUGGCGUGUGAAGACGAGUCGGGAUUUAAAGCCAGACCUGAAGAGACUAAUGUAGUUUGGAUAGACUUGACCCCUGACCUUUGACCCUGCAUGGUCAGAGGGAGGGAACUGGUUCCUGGAAGUUGACUGAGAAGUUUAGAGGAAGUAGAAGAGAAGGAAGAAAUACAGUAGUGAGCGGUGUGACGACGGGCUUUUCCUCAUUCGCUUUUUGCAUUAACGAAAGCUCCUGUAAUCCCCAGCUGAGAGAGACGGAGGUCUGUGAGUGCUGAUGGCUGCGGAGAGCAAGGGGGCGGGGGGGGGGGGGAACAUGGCUGCAUUGUGCCGUUCUCCUGCAUGUCUGUCUGCAGGCUUUUAUUUAAAAAGCUCUUAUCUGAAGUUAAAGCGUGCGGCCUUGACCUCCUCGUCAACCCGAGACUCAGCUUUUGUUUCUGCUAAAAGGGGAAAACACGUAAGAGGGAAAGAAAGACAAGAAAUGAAAGAAAGAUGCUUCAGCAAGUGUAAAAGAAAGUACAGAAGUUGUGCAGUAAGGACUCGCGACAUGUUUUAGUUGCCUUAAAUAGAUACGCAGCGUCGUCUGGAGAGUAUGCAACUUAUCAUUAAUGUCUUAGAGACCAAAGACGCUUGUUUUAGUUUUGAGUUGUUUCAGAUAUUAAAGACAAACAAAGAUAAAAACAAAGACGAUCAUUUGGACAAAUCGGAUUAUUAAAAAGAUGAUCCUCGUUUGAGCUGCAGAUACUGAAUGAAGUGCAACAGCGCCACCUGGUGGACAAACACUGCAACUCUCCUCACGUCUGUGUCAAACCAUCUUAUAGAUUUAUUUUUUUGUUAUAACCAAAGAUAUUUUUGUGGUGUUGCCUGGAGCAAAAGAUAUAUUGGAGGCCUCGUCCCACUGGAGGGAGAACAUUUAUCGUUUAGAGUUUUAUUUAAAGGGGUUUUAACCCCGGCGUAUCAAACACUGGGUUAAUGCUGUGGAAGCAAAUGAAUAAAGGUUGGAUGGAUUUGAAUCUUACUCGCAGCUGAAUGCCUAAUUAUGUAGGAGUCUUACUGAGGAUGACAUGGAGUUGCAUUAUGGGAAAUGUAGUUUCCAGUGUUUUAGGAACUGGGAAGUACCCAAACUUUAAGGACGUGCAAACAUAAUUACAAUUACAAGUCUUUUGGACUUUUUGUGGUUUAAAUUUAAAAUAAGAAUUUAAGAACUAGAACUUGUAGAUAUUAAAAGAUAUUCACAUAAAUUAGGUAUUCAGUUGCUUACAAAGCUCAAACAGUUUUGCCUUAUUUUGCUUCCCUAUAAUAUAAUAUUAAAAUGAUACGAAAGUCUGCAUGGAAACAGUAAAUGAAUCUUAAAGCCAUGUUGUUGUUUGUGUAUCUGAUAAACAACCACAUCAUCCA
This is a messenger RNA of Cottoperca gobio, 3549 nucleotides long. RefSeq names its product Ras association domain family member 3 (gene rassf3). The record is from RefSeq and is a predicted model, not a curated record. Gene Ontology annotation, biological process: signal transduction. The coding region runs from base 326 to 1105 and encodes 259 amino acids. Gene Ontology annotation, cellular component: cytoplasm. The transcript is spliced from 7 exons. NCBI's taxonomy places the organism in Eukaryota, Metazoa, Chordata, Actinopteri, Perciformes, Bovichtidae.